Messenger RNA from Oncorhynchus tshawytscha (Chinook salmon), 4187 nucleotides. RefSeq names its product gamma-aminobutyric acid receptor subunit beta-3-like. Gene Ontology annotation, biological process: regulation of membrane potential; monoatomic ion transmembrane transport; signal transduction. The record is from RefSeq and is a predicted model, not a curated record. Lineage: Eukaryota; Metazoa; Chordata; Actinopteri; Salmoniformes; Salmonidae. The transcript has 9 exons. Gene Ontology annotation, cellular component: synapse; neuron projection; GABA-A receptor complex. Bases 740 to 2206 code for a protein of 488 amino acids. Gene Ontology annotation, molecular function: neurotransmitter receptor activity; GABA-A receptor activity; extracellular ligand-gated monoatomic ion channel activity.
UAAUGAUGUCAGGGCAUAUACAUUUAACAGUUUUACCCAUGUAGAUAAUAGAUAUAUUUCCGUUUAGUGAAUUGUUGCUGGCUGGCCCCCGAGUCAAUAUGAAUUCUGCUGUUCUACCAAUCAGCAAAACGCUCCAACGAGCUCGCAAACUGUAGUAUCACGUAACCAGGUCCAUUUAGCUGCUCUGUCAUACAGAGAGCCAGUUUCUUCAGACUCCGGACAACGUGGUGGUGGUGAGUCUCCUCUAAGGGAGAGGAAAACCUGGCAAACACCUGGUAACAACAUGGAUAAUGGAGGCUAGAUGAGUUUUGCGCACUCGGAAACGAAUUGGUCUCUAAUUCAACCCCCCCAAAAACCCACAGAAGUGACAUUUGGACUUCUACAUUGCCGUGGGUGUGAUAGUCUAAGAACCAAUGAAUGCCACGGCUUGGAUAAUGGAGGUUUGGAUUAGUUCAAACCACGACGGGUCUCGCCGCCGCUACUGGUAACGGUUUAGGCUAAAUGUUUGGUGUUCUCCUAAUGCGCGGUGCUAUAACAUCUUCCGACUCCAACAGAAACGGAAAGAUUUCCGACUGAUGUGAAACAUUUCAACUGAUCUAAGAUCUCGGGAGCUGUUAGGUUAAUAUCAGAGAGCUGCUGAUGAAAUAUAGCCAUAGAUACGUGGUUUUAUAACGGGUUUUGGUUUUUUAACGCUGGAAAACCCGUUAAACACCUGGUUAGAGUCGAGACGCGUAAUCCCAUGUUGGAGAGAUCACAAGAAAUGUUUGGGUUGCAGAGAAGAGGGGAAUUUGACAUUCUCUCUGUGUCACUCAUAGUGGCGUUGAUGUGCUGUGCGCAGAGCGCCAACGAACCAGGGAAUAUGUCUUUCGUAAAGGAGACGGUGGACAAACUGUUGAAGGGGUAUGAUAUCCGCCUUCGACCAGACUUUGGAGGCAAACCGGUUUCUGUUGGCAUGAGUUUAGAUGUGGCAAACAUCGACAUGGUGUCAGAGGUCAACAUGGACUACACGUUGACCAUGUACUUCCAGCAGUACUGGAGGGACAAGAGGCUGGCGUACGCUGGGAUCCCCCUCAACCUGACGCUGGAUAACCGGGUCGCCGACCAGCUCUGGGUCCCCGACACCUACUUCCUCAAUGAUAAGAAGUCCUUUGUGCAUGGGGUCACCGUGAAGAACCGUAUGAUCCGACUGCAUCCGGACGGCACCGUGCUCUACGGACUGAGGAUAACAACGACUGCUGCCUGUAUGAUGGACCUGAGGAGAUACCCACUGGACGAACAGAACUGUACUCUGGAGAUAGAGAGCUAUGGCUACACCACAGAUGACAUCGAGUUCUACUGGAAAGGGGGGGAGAAUGCUGUGACAGGAGUGACUCGCAUCGAGCUGCCUCAGUUCUCCAUCGUGGACUACAAACUGGUUUCCAGGAAUGUGGUCUUUUCCACAGGUGCCUACCCACGUCUGUCUCUGAGCUUCAAGCUAAAGAGGAACAUCGGCUACUUCAUCCUGCAGACGUACAUGCCCUCCAUCCUGAUCACCAUCCUGUCCUGGGUCUCCUUCUGGAUCAACUACGACGCCUCCGCUGCCAGAGUGGCUUUAGGUAUCACCACGGUGUUGACCUUGACCACCAUCAACACCCAUCUGAGAGAGACGCUCCCUAAGAUCCCCUACGUCAAGGCCAUUGACAUGUACCUGAUGGGCUGCUUCGUGUUCGUCUUCCUGGCUCUGCUGGAGUACGCCUUCGUCAACUACGUCUUCUUCGGACGGGGCCAUCGGAUGCAGAAGAAGUUGGCAGAGAAGGUCAACAAUGACAGGGCGGCCAAGUUCGACGGCAACAGGGUAACGUUUACCCCCUCAGAAAUGGUUGACUCUCAGGGCAACAUCCUCCUGACAACCCUGGAGAUCCACAAUGAAGUUGGCGCCGGCAAUGAGAUCACAACCAGCAUCACUGAGACAACCACACGGAACUCCACCUCCAUGAUAUUCAACCAAUCAGGCCUCCAGUACCGAAAACCGAGUGCUCUGAGUGGCCGGGAGAGAAACGCCCAUGCUCACGUGAAGAAGACACGGCUACGCAGGCGGUCCUCUCAAUUCCUUAUCAAAAUCCCCAACCUGACGGACGUGAACUCCAUCGAUAGAUGGUCACGGGUUGUCUUCCCCUUCACCUUUACCCUCUUCAACUUCAUCUACUGGCUUUACUACGUCAACUAGUGGUUCUCAAGCCUCUCCUCAGGGACCCCACAGCCGUUCAUCUACUGUCUUUACUACGUCAACUAGUGGUCUUCAAGCCUCUCCUCAGGGACCCCCAGCCGUUAAAUUUUAGAACCACUGACCUAAGUAACAGAAGGGAUUUUCACUCCUUAAACUUCUCUUGUUUCUCUAAAGAGUAAAGAAACCCAUCUGUAUUCGGAGGACAUAUGACUACGCAGUCCAUACUGAGUGCAGAGAGACACUAGAACAACACUGAGUUGUGGGGUCUCUUGAACUGUACGUUCAGACGAGCAGAGACAGACGCUUUGUGGAAAUACUAUCCUUCUGAACACUCCUCUGUACAAACAAGAGGGGGACACAGUAAAUGGUAUGGGGUUUUCAGAAGCGUUAUUUACUUUGAUUUAUGCCAAUUAUUGUGACUCUACCCCUUAUUUUAGUGUGAGAAAUUCAUUGAGCUAAAACUCAUUAUAAACUGAAUGGGAAAUGAAUUCAGUGUGCUAUUUAUCAUAGUAGCCCGUUAUAAACUGAAUGAGAAAUGAAUUCAGUGUGCUAUUUAUCAUAGUAGCCCGUUAUAAACUGAAUGAGAAAUGAAUUCAGUGUGCUAUUUAUCAUAGUAGCCUGUUAUAAACUGAAUGAGAAAUGAAUUCAGUGUGCUAUUUAUCAUAGUAGCCCGUUAUAAACUGAAUGAGAAAUGAAUUCAGUGUGCUAUUUAUCAUAGUAGCCUGUUAUAAACUGAAUGAGAAAUUAAAUGCACAGCCUUUGAGUCAGGAUAUGUCUGGUUUAUCUGUUGGGAUAUUACCAUUCCAGUCAUGUCUAUGUUCUAUGGACUGUCAGAACAGGAUCAUAUGUACUGUAUAGGGUUGCAAAUGAGCUGAAUAUUAUAGUCAUGAAUAACCAUGACUAGUCAUGUACUGAAUCACUUUUGGAUACUAAUUCCAUUGGCUUGGGUCUGACUAUUCUGCAAACGAUUUACUUUAAAAAAAUAUAUAAGUGCUGAAGUAACCUCUAUGUUAUCUUGAUCUAUAUUUCACUGUACAUUGGAGGCAACGUAAUUUAAACUCUGCUCUCACCAACCCACACCUCAGUAUCACUGUAGUUCAUAGGUCACGCCUAACAUCCACACUGCCAAGAUAAGCAUGUCAUGGAACCCGAAUCAUCCAUUUUUAUUCAUUAAACGAGACUUACUUUUAUUCAUUUUACAAUAAUCAAUGUAAGUCAUUUACCUUCCCUGAGUGAAAUUAUGUUUUCUGAUCACAAGAAAACGUGUGUUCCGAUCUGCUGUCAUGCAAUGCUCAAUCAAGGCUUUGAUGUGGGCCUUACAUGUGUUGGCAAUACAGUAGGCUCUGACCUUCGUCUGACCUAAACUGUACCCAUAUCUUUAUGAAUAGCCUAAUGAAUUUUGAAUGAUGUUAUUUUUUACAAUGUACAUACAUACCGUAGCCAUAGAAAACACAACUCAGGUUGUGAAUGGAGAAGUUCCUUAUCACAAUACACAUGAUCUAUUGUCUGAUUGUGUUAUGACACAGUAUUCCUAUACAUUUCCCUAUGAUUGGUUUGCAAUGUAGCCAUACUAUAUACUACACAUGACUACUACUUUAUGUUUCUCAGUGAAGUAUCCUGUCUUUUAAGACCUCAGAGAACUGACACUAGGGGUUCUGCUCAUACACACUACAACAACAUCCCCCUGGUCCAAGACAGACAUUACACAUUAGAGGCUCUGGGAAUAGGGUGCUGUUUGAGAUGCAGACAGACUUUACACUAGACCACCCUACAGAGAGUCUAGGCCACCCUACAGAGAGUCUAGACGCGCCCCUACAGAGAGUCUAGACGCGCCCCUACAGAGAGUCUAGACGCGCCCCUACAGAGAGUCUAGACGCGCCCCUACAGAGAGUCGCCCCUACAGAGAGUCUAGACGCGCCCCUACAGAGAGUCUAGACGCGCCCCUACAGAGAGUCUAGACCCCACCCCUACAGAGAGUCUA